AUGCCACCUCUUCUCCACGGCCUCCUGGCACUGUCUACGCUCCCUUUGGCUUUCGUGCUUUGGACACUGUACUGUCUAGGUCGUAAUCAUGCUAAAGCACGCUCAAUUGGCCUCCCCAUAACCGUCCGCUUCAUCACUCCCGGCGGCCCACUCUGGAUGAUAUUCUCUCCGUUGAUAGUACGCAUCGCGACCUAUCUACCUUUCACUGCUUCCUUUAUCAAGAAGUAUCGGCGUGGGUGGGAAUGCCGAGAAAGAUACCGCACCCACGAGGAGCACGGCGAGCUGUUCACGAUCUGCACGCCUGGCGGAAACUAUGUUAAGAUCGGUAACUUCGAGGUGGCUGACGACAUAUUGAGACGCAAAGACGAUUUCGGUCGGGAUCUGGAGGCAUUUGCUGUGCUUAAUAUAUAUGGCAAGAAUCUCGCGACGACUGAGGGGAAAGAGUGGAUGAGGCAUCGCAAGGUAGCCGCUGUGACAUUCACUGAGAAGAAUGCAGAGCUUGUUUGGGGCGAGGCAUUGAAGGAAGCAAGUCAGAUGCUAGUGUAUUGGGUGGAAAGGGCGAAGAAACCUAUACGGACCUUGGCCCAGGAUACGCAGAUUUUCUCCCUCAAUGUCCUGGCUGCGGCGCUUUUCGAUCGCUCAUAUCCGUUUGAAGGACGCGAAGAGAGGGUAUCGAUCGCGCAAGGAAAAGCCAGUUCAGCGAACUUGGUCACAAACCUCGUUCGUGCGUGCGAAGACGAAAGUUCUGGUAGUCUCAACACAGAGACUUCCGCCGGCGGCAAAGCCAUACUGACGAAAGACGAGAUCAUCAGUGACCUCUUUGUGUUCGCAUUCGCGGGCAACGAUACUACUGCUUUGACGUUGGCCUAUGUUCUGGCUGAAUUAGCGGCGCACCCCAAGAUCCAAGACUGGAUAUCCGAGGAGAUACGGCAUCACACGGCCACGGAAGAUGUUACCAAGUGGGACUAUACAACGUGUAUGAAGCUAAAGCGCUGUUGGGCAGUCAUGUAUGAGACACUACGACUUUCGCAUCCAAUCAACCAGCUCGUGAAGAAUACAGGAGCGGAGCCCAGAAGUAUUACUCACAAAGGAACAACCUACCUUGUUCCUGCACAUACAACAGUGGAAAUAAAUCUGCCCUCUUUAUCAACGAUGCCGUCGCAUUGGGGCUCUGAGAGCCUAGAAUGGAACCCAAAACGCUUUGUCACUUCAGGCCAAGGCGCAUCCGAUGGGUUUGAAGAGGAGGCGAUUCCUCCGGACACGACGUCUACGCUGUUUCCGUGGGCCUACAGUCGACUGGUUUGUCCUGGCAAACGCUUUUCGCAAGCAGAGCUUGUCGGCGCCCUGGCAGCUCUAUUUCGCGAUCAUCGUGUAGAGCCUGUGCCUGAAGUGGGUGAAAGCAUGCAAGAAGCGUGUCGCAGGGUGAAGACAAUGUCAGAGGAUAUUGAACAGAGACUAUUGAGUGAGAUGCGGGAGCCCGAGAACAUUGCACUACGAUGGUUCAGGGCGCAAAUCUGA
Messenger RNA from Didymosphaeria variabile, 1518 nucleotides. RefSeq lists its product as uncharacterized. The transcript has a single exon. Gene Ontology annotation, molecular function: heme binding; monooxygenase activity; oxidoreductase activity, acting on paired donors, with incorporation or reduction of molecular oxygen. NCBI's taxonomy places the organism in Eukaryota, Fungi, Ascomycota, Dothideomycetes, Pleosporales, Didymosphaeriaceae. The coding region runs from base 1 to 1518 and encodes 505 amino acids. The record is from RefSeq and is a predicted model, not a curated record.